CUUGGCAAACCAUAUAUUCCGAGCCUGCCGACCCUGCAGCCCGCCUGCUACGUGCGGACCUUUCACAGUCUGCAACGGCAUUGCACAUCCAUCAUGUGUCUUUAUGGAGGGCUUCUCCCAUAAGUCACCGCAUGAUUGGGAGUUUGAGCCUCGAACACGAGGGUGCAUUAGAAACACGCCGUUACAUUGCAGCACUAGUGGUAACAAGAAAAACAUGACAAGUUCAAUAGACAUGUUCCACCCCAUUGCUCAAGUUGCAUUGCCCUACGACCCACAAAUUAUAGAAGUUGCUACCACUCAGAGCAAAUGUGAAGAAGCACGUCUCGGUUCUUGCUCCUGAACUGCUUAUUCCUAUAACAAUAGUAGAUGCUCUGUCUGACAUGGGGAAUUGCUUAGUGUAAAUCUGAAUGAUGGCAUUGAAAAUAAUUCUGAAGAUGUUCUUUACCUUUGCCUUGCUGCCAAAGAUUCGCUACCGGGUUCCAGAAAAAGGAAAAGAAAACCAAAGGUCGGAGUUGUUACUAUUGUAAGUAUUAUUGGUUUUGGUUAAUAAUCGUCAUGCUGUUGUCACUGAUUUGGAGGAACAAAUUCAAGUGUUGUGGUUUGCCUGUGUAUGACAAUCUAGGUAGUGCUGGUGGAAUUGUAGCCUUCAGAUACACCGGCUUGGUUCCUGCUACUAAAAGCUUCUCAAAAAAGCUUGGAGGAGGUGGUUUUGGUUCUAUAUACAAAAGAGUCUUAAAUGACUCGACUAGUAUAGCAGUGAAAAGGCUAGAUGGUGUCCGUCAAGGAGAGAAGCAAUUCAGGGCCGAGGUGAGCUCAAAUGGACUGAUCCAACACAUAAACCUAGUCAAAUUGAUUGGUUUCUGAUGUGAAGGUGAUCACAGAUUACUUGUGUACGAACACAUGUUAAAUGGGUCUCUUGAUGGUCAUCUAUUUAAGACAAGCAAUGCAAAUGUUGUCAUCCUAAAUUGGAACAUCAGCUAUCAGAUAGCGCUAGGAGUUGCUAGAGGAUUGUCCUACUUGCAUCAGGGUUGUCGCAAGUGCAUCAUACACUGUGAUAUUAAGCCAGAGAACAUACUUCUGGAUGCAUCGUUUGUUCCUAAAGUUGCAGACUUUGGGUUGGCAGCGUUUGUGGGAUGGGAUUUCAGCCGAAUUCUAACUUCAUUCAGAGGAACUGUGGGUUAUCUUGCCUCAGAGUGGCUUACUGGAGUGGCGAUCACACCGAAAGUCGACGUUUACGGCUUUGGUAUGGUGUUAUUUGAAAUCAUAUCAGGAAGGAGGAAUUCUUCACCUGAAACAUCGUACAACACUUGCAGCAACUACAGUGACCAGAAUAUUGAAUACUUCCCUGUGCAAGCCAUCAGCAAGCUUCACGGUGGAUACUUGAAGAGUUUGGUGGAUCCAGAGUUACAUGGUGUUCUCAAUUUGGAAGAGGCUGAAAGGGUUUGCAAAGUUGCAUGUUGGUGCAUCCAAGAUAAUGAAUUCAAUCGGCCAACAAUGGGUGAAGGUGUCCGGGUUAUCGAUGGUCAACAGGACAUUGAUGUUCCUCCAAUGCCAAGAUUGCUUGCAGCUAUAACAGAACAAUCUGGUGCUGCAACUUCAAUGUAAUAAUAAUUUCCAGCCCAAUGUAAUCUUUGUUAAUUUCAGCAAUUUUCUUAAAAGUUGUA
Messenger RNA from Triticum aestivum (bread wheat), 1664 nucleotides. Its product is annotated as G-type lectin S-receptor-like serine/threonine-protein kinase At2g19130. Gene Ontology annotation, biological process: protein phosphorylation. The transcript has a single exon. The coding region runs from base 901 to 1605 and encodes 234 amino acids. Gene Ontology annotation, molecular function: ATP binding; protein kinase activity. The record is from RefSeq and is a predicted model, not a curated record. Lineage: Eukaryota; Viridiplantae; Streptophyta; Magnoliopsida; Poales; Poaceae.